Clunio marinus is the source of this 1432-nucleotide messenger RNA. NCBI's taxonomy places the organism in Eukaryota, Metazoa, Arthropoda, Insecta, Diptera, Chironomidae. The record is from the annotation of a GenBank genome assembly.
UGAGGGUUUAAUUGAAAUCCUUCCAUCCAUGCUUGUUUACAUUUGGAACACAUGGAAAAAAAAUAAUUCGAAGAAGGCAUUUGCAAAAAAUUUCCAAUUUAAUUUUUCUUGUUCCCUUUCCGUUCAAGCGUGUAUUUUCAAUCAUUUUACAAGAGAUUUUCAUUCAACCUUGAAAUUGCCAUUGCUUCUAGUAAUAAUAUAAGAAAGCUUAAGCUGAUAUAUUGUAGAUACAGCUUUCGAGAGCUUAUUAAAUUGUUCAACUUAUUUAAGAAGAUUCAAUUAUUGCGAAUAAGAAGAAGGAAAAUUAAUCAUGAAAUUCGACGCUUUGCUUGUUAUCGUUUUAACGUGUCUUGUUAGUCAAAGUUCGUACAUUUUUGCGUCUAAUUUUCAAAAUACAAGAAGUUCUCAAAUGAGUUAUACACCCAGCCAACAAUUUUUGGGAAAUCUUAUUAACGAUGUAAAUAAGGAAAGCGAUCAGAAAGCUGUUGAAGGUGGAAGAAGAUUCUUUGGUAAUUUCGCUCAAAGCCUUAUGAAUUUAGGCUCCUCUCUAAUGGAAGAAAGUGAAAAAGAGGAUAUGAUGCCAAUUGAUGCAAUAACAAAAGCAAUAAGUGAAUCUAUUGACGCCAUUUCUAAAGAUUUUGAAGAGCAAAUAAAUAAAUAAUUUAAUUUAUUUUAUUUAUUCAUCAACAUUCAAUAACUAAUAAGGCAUUCUUAGAAAAGUUAUUUUUCAGUUACAAGUUUAAUAAGUUUAAAAAUACUAAAAUAAAUAAGAAAAAGGCAAAACAAAUGUCGGAAGUGAUGCGAGUAAUUUUCAUUGUGUUUUCGAGUAUAAAUUAGCUGGAAAAAUCGAAAAUCAGUUCAGUUCUCACUUUUCAAGUUUCAAACAUAACAUCGAGAUGGUUGUCAAAGUGUCAUUAGUCGUGAUUUUAUUUCUCAUGUUUAUAAAUCUCAACUUCGCUCAACAGAAAUCAUUCUUUGAUAAAGAUUUUUAUUUUAACUUAGUUGGAUUAUUCGGCCUUGAUGAUGAAGACUAAAAGGAAUUGUACAAGAGAAUUUUACUGUUGAAAUAAAAUUAAAUAUGUCACUUCAAAUCUUAAAUUUAAGCUUUCUUGAUAUCAAUAACAUGUUGAAAGAUCUUUCAGAUUAUUCACAUGUGAUACGUUUGAAGCCUUUCACAUCUCGAGACAAAUAUUGUAAAGGCUCAUAAGCCUUGGUGAAAGCUUCAUGGUUCAUAUCUUUUCUUAAAAAAUCAAUAACAAGUUUACUUUUACUUGUCGUGCUUCAAAUAUUCCCUUGAGAUAAGAAGCUUUGAGAAUGUCCUAAGUAGAUUCUAAAUAUUUCAAAGGUUUUCAACAUAAAGCAAAAUAAAUGUUAAUAUUUUAUCAAAAGCAACAAAUGACGAGUUUUAUUGUUAAGAUACGCCAAUCACGAG